This is a messenger RNA of Rotaria sordida, 1140 nucleotides long. Lineage: Eukaryota; Metazoa; Rotifera; Eurotatoria; Philodinida; Philodinidae. The record is from the annotation of a GenBank genome assembly.
AUGGAAAUCGAUGUGAAUAAUCCUCGUGGUGGAUCACGACGACGCCAUAGUCAACUACGUUUACUUGAAAAACAAAUUCGUUCUGAAAUAUUCGAACGAUGUCUACAAUUUAUUGAUGUUAUUAUUAAUCAAAUUAUUUAUCAAGAAAAUAUUUAUCCUUCAAAUUUGUUUAUUUCUUGUCAAAUGUAUAAGACACUUGUAUAUAAAUGUAUUGAUAAUGAUAUAUCAUCAUAUAUAAUAUUAUGUGCUGCAUCAUUAAGAGAUUUAUUUUCUCAACAAUUAUCUGAUAUGAUUUCAAUAAAUAUCAUUCGAAAUUUUCAAAUUCCAAUUAUUCUUCGAAGAUAUUUAAUUGAAUUACAUACUAUUCAUGAUCCAUGUUUACGAGCUAUUUAUGAUAAUAGAAAACAAUUAAUUAAUCAAAUUGAUCAAGCAUUUGCUCAUUGUAUUCAAACAAUUAAACAAAUAAAACCAUUGGAAAAUCAUAAUUUUAAUAAACAAUGGACAUUUCAAUUUAAGGUUAUUUUAUUAUAUUUACAGAUUUUCUUUAAAAAUUUUUAUUUUAACAGAUUAUGUUCUAAUGAAAAAAAUAAUAAAGGUAUAACUAUAGGAGAAAUUCUUCGUAAACAACCAAUUUAUAAAGAAUUUCUAUUAAUAAAUCAACAAUCCGAUUUAUUAUCUAAUGGAAUAAAAUUACAAUAUAUGUGUAAAGAUGAUAAAUAUGAACAAGAAAAAUUUCAACAAUCAAAUAAUUAUUUAUUAAAUAAUAUAUCUAUUGAUCAACAAGAUACUAAUUUGAAACUGAUUCUGAUAUCGAUGAUCAUCAGCAAAAAAUCAAAUGAAUCAGAACUUUGGCUAUUAACGACAACGAAUAAUCCUCCAAUAUGUACAAUAGAUGAUCAAGAUAUGAAAUCAAGUGAUAUUGAAGAAAAAUCAAAGGAUAAAAACCGACAAAAUAAGAAUAAAGGAACGAUAAUUAAUGCUGAUUUAUUUAUUGAUCAUUAUCAUUUAACACAAAGAACUGAUCGAGAAAAUUUCGAUGCUCUUCAAUAUUCAUCUGAAGAUGAAGAUCAACCUCAAUCACCUUAUUCUCCUGAUAAUGUUUGGCAAGAAGAAGAUAAUGAUGAGGAUGAAGAUUUAUGA